AUGUCUCACCCCUGCUCUUGUCUCACCACCCCUCCCUCCACUGUCUCUCCCUCAUGUCUCACCCCUGCUCUUGUCUCACCACCGACUGUCCCUCCCUCAUGUCUCACCCCUGCUCUUGUCUCACCACCAACUGUCUCUCCCUCAUGUCUCACCCCUGCUCUUGUCUCACCACCGACUGUCCUUCCCUCAUGUCUCACCCCUGCUCUUGUCUCACCACCGACUGUCUCUCCCUCAUGUCUCACCCCUGCUCUUGUCUCACCACCAACUGUCCCUCCCUCAUGUCUCACCCCUGCUCUUGUCUCACCACCAACUGUCUCUCCCUCAUGUCUCACCCCUGCUCUUGUCUCACCACCCUCUGUCUCUCCCUCAUGUCUCACCCCCUGCUCUUGUCUCACCACCAACUGUCCCUCCCUCAUGUCUCACCCCUGCUGUCUCACCACCCACUGUCUCACCACCAUGUCUCACUGCUCUUGUCUCACCACCAACUGUCUCUCCCUCAUGUCUCACCCCUGCUCUUGUCUCACCACCAACUGUCUCUCCCUCAUGUCUCACCCCUGCUCUUGUCUCACCACCGACUGUCUCUCCCUCAUGUCUCACCCCUGCUCUUGUCUCACCACCAACUGUCUCUCCCUCAUGUCUCAACCUGUCUCUGCUCUCACCACCACCGACUGUCUCUCCCUCAUGUCUCACCCCUGCUCUUGUCUCACCCACCGACUCUCCCUCCUCACCCUGCUGUCUCACCCCUGCUCUUGUCUCACCACCGACUGUCCCUCCCUCAUGUUUCAACCCUGCUCUUGUCUCACCAUCGACUGUCCCUCCCUCAUGUCUCACCCCUGCUCUUGUUUCACCCCCAACUGUCAAUUAGAGAACUGA
Molecule: messenger RNA, 873 nt
Organism: Haliotis rubra (blacklip abalone)
Lineage: Eukaryota; Metazoa; Mollusca; Gastropoda; Lepetellida; Haliotidae
Product: keratin-associated protein 16-1-like
Exons: 1
Coding region: 1-873 (290 amino acids)
Source: RefSeq, a predicted model, not a curated record